Nylanderia fulva is the source of this 1093-nucleotide messenger RNA. It is a transcript of the gene SdhB, whose product is annotated as Succinate dehydrogenase, subunit B (iron-sulfur). The record is from RefSeq and is a predicted model, not a curated record. Gene Ontology annotation, biological process: tricarboxylic acid cycle; aerobic respiration; respiratory electron transport chain. Lineage: Eukaryota; Metazoa; Arthropoda; Insecta; Hymenoptera; Formicidae. Gene Ontology annotation, molecular function: electron transfer activity; oxidoreductase activity; 2 iron, 2 sulfur cluster binding. Gene Ontology annotation, cellular component: mitochondrial membrane.
CUCCACAAAUUUUGCAAAUAUAUAAUAUCGGCUUUAUGUAUAUUUAGCUUGACGGAUCACAUGUAAAUCUUUAGUUACAUAAGCAAGAAAGCGAGUAUCAUGAGCUUGUGUUGAUAGAAAGAGUUAUUCGCGAAGAUGGUCAGGAUAACGUAUACCUGCAGAAGUGCACUUCUUCAAGUCAGAGGUUUGCACACUGCAGCAAUUCAAAAUGCUGAAGCCAGAUUGAAGACUUUUUCAAUUUAUCGUUGGAAUCCAGAUAAGCCUGAUGAAAAACCAUACAUGCAAAAAUAUAAAGUUGAUCUGAAUGGUUGUGGACCGAUGGUGCUGGACGCAUUGAUUAAAAUAAAAAAUGAGAUGGAUCCAACUUUGACAUUCCGUCGUUCUUGUCGUGAAGGUAUCUGUGGAUCUUGUGCUAUGAAUAUCGGAGGAACAAACACACUGGCAUGUAUCAGCAAAAUUGAUAAAAAUACAAGUACAUCAUGUGACGUUUAUCCCUUACCACAUAUGUAUAUUGUCAAGGAUUUGGUGCCAGAUUUAAACAAUUUUUAUGAUCAAUAUCGCAGUAUACAACCUUGGCUCCAGCGUAAAGAUGCAAAGCAAGUUGGUAAUCAACAGUAUUUGCAGAGUGUAGAAGACCGAAAAAAAUUGGAUGGUCUCUAUGAAUGUAUUCUUUGUGCUUGCUGCAGUACUUCUUGCCCUUCCUACUGGUGGAAUGGUGAUAAAUAUUUAGGCCCUGCAGUACUUAUGCAAGCUUAUAGAUGGAUUAUUGACUCGCGAGAUACUCAAACGAAUGAGCGUCUAGAGAAACUGAAGGACCCAUUUUCAGUUUAUCGCUGUCACACAAUUAUGAAUUGUACACGUACUUGCCCAAAAGGUCUGAAUCCUGGAAAGGCAAUAGCUGAAAUAAAGAAGUUGCUAGCUAAUAUUAGUCAGAAACCAAAACCAGAACUUAGUGCGACAGCCUCUCCAUAGUCAAGGGAAAACAGGUAGAAGCAAUGAGUACUUUUCAAAGAUGUAUUUGAAUGAAAGAAUUCAAACUUUUCAAUACACGGAAGAUUCAAACUUCUUAGAAGUAUUAUUCUAGCUCUAUAAA